AGCAUCCAAAACCCAAUAAACCUAUACCUAUUAAACAAGUUACCCACGUUCUUUCGAAUUCCUCGCUUAAGCUAACCAUUUCAUUUUUUCAUAAACGUUCACAAACUUUUUAAAUUUCCAUUUUUCGGCUUUAAAGGACCAAAAACCGACCCCAAACCUAUAUUUAUGUAAUUUAUUUAACACGCAUGCCUAGGUGAUUCCAUAAUUUCCAGGGGCAUGGAUGUGUUGUUCUGUAGAUCCUAUUUUAUUGGAGACCAUGGAAAUCCGUAAAAAAUAAAUAAAUUAGAAUAUUAUAGCCUGUGAAAUGCGUGCUCUAGCUGUAUCAAUAUGGGUGUUUAUCAACCUGGUAUUUUUUGGAAUGUGCGGAUAUAUGUACCUUCUUUGGUCGCAAUAUUGGUUGUAUAUGGAACGGCAAACAGAGGUAUCAUUAUCAAAUUAUGACCAACAAAUAUUCUAUUACAACAGAGGCUAUUUCCCGAAUAAUAGUGUAGUCCAUUUACAACCAAAAUCAAGGCAAAAACAUUCAAUUUUAAAAGAGAAUCUCACAGUAACAUUAAUUAAAAAUAGCAGACCAAGGUUUCCGAAUCUACAACCGAAAGAUUUUCAGCUAGACUCAAAACGAUUCGUUUGUCUAAAAAAUGACAGCUCAAAUGACUGUGAUAAAAAAACGUCUGACUUUAGAGAAAAUAUUAUCAACGAGCUAAGAAGGGUUUUUACAGAUGAAAGUAAUAUCUUGAGAAUGGGCAAGGAAAAUCCAUAUAAUGUCGAGUAUCGAGGUGUUAGGGGGAACUUUAUGGAAAAAAUUCCUAGGAAGGUGUUAUGUGAAUUAAUUGAUACGCCCUUGAAUACAAUAAAGAGGUCUGAUAUAAGAAGCUACCCUUUAAAAGAUUUUAUUCCUAAAAGAGCCUUUUUCGAAAAUAAGCGGUAUAAUAGUUGUGCUAUAGUGGCCAGUGCUGGCUCACUGAAAGACUCCAAGCUUGGUGCAUUAAUAGAUUCUCAUGAUUUGGUUUUGAGAUUCAAUAACGCCCCAACAAAAGGAUUCGAACAGGAUGUGGGUAGCAAAACAACAAUUCGAUUCCUCAAUUCCCAAGUCGCAACAAAACCCCAAUUCAACUUUUUGAAUUCACCUCUAUACAAAAAUGUCACUAUAGUAGCUUGGGAUCCUAGUAAUUAUUCAUCUUCUAUCAAAGAUUGGUUGGAGAAACCUGAAUUCAAUCUGCUUCCGAAUUACAUGGCUUUUAGAAAAAAUUAUCCUAAAUCUAGGACGUUUUUGUUGAACCCACAAAGCGUUUGGGAUGUUUGGGACUUUUUGCAGGAUAAUUCCCCUAGUAUGCUCAGAAGGAAUCCGCCAUCUUCCGGAUUUUUGGGUCUUCGGCUACUUCUUCCUUAUUGCGGCUUUGUAGAUAUAUUCGAAUACGUCCCAUCUGUGAGAGUAACCAAAAGAUGUCACUACUACGAUCCCGAAGAUAACCCUUCGUGUACUUUCGGUGUGUGGCAUCCAUUGGCCGCAGAAAAACUGCUUACUUAUUAUAUCAACUCGGCUAGCGAUAAAGAUGUUUUUCAAACAGGUUUCGUUAGAAUUACAGGUACAAAGAACAUGAACUGUUCUUAAUUUUUUUUUAUUUGUACAAAUAGAUCAAUAAUAAAUAAAUUAAUACUUCGCUGAAAAUUUAGAUAGGAAAUUAAAGACUUCGUUAGUCAAUAAAAAUUUUAUGAAAUGAAACUGAAGAGACUAAAUGCAACGAAUAUAAAUAAAAAAGAAGAAAGAUAUUAAUAAAUAGUAAUAAAAAAAUAUUGAACUGCUUAUAAAAGGUUAAAAUUUUCUAUUUUGUAGAUAUUUAUAAUUAGUGACCCAGACCAUUUGUUAAAAGACAAUGAUACAUUCAGGAUAUUUAUAAUUAUUAUUAACAUGGGCCUAAAUCCGGUCGAAUAAAUAUAUUUUCUUUUUCUAUAUUUAAUGAAAGUUAUAUAAAAUUAAGUUUUUCGUUACAUUUUUUAAAAUUUAUUUCUUGAAAUCUUGAUAUUUGUGUUUGAUGUUGACCAUUGCAGGGUUGGUUCCUUUUGGAAUUAAGACAAUAACAAUAUAUAUGUAUAGCUUAGCUUAUAAGUCCCAAAAAUUUAAAUUAUUAUUAAAUGGUAGAGGAAAAUGAUAUAAAUGACAUUGUCGGACAAAAAAGUUACAUUGAAUUUUGCGAUAUUAAAAAAAAUAAAACACUUUCUUGUGAAUAGAACAUGUUUAUAAUACGAGUAUACACAUUCGUAUCAGAAAAGAGAAAUGCCAAUGUAUAAUUUAAAUAGCUCUCAUCUGAUUAUGGAGGUAUCUGUGGAGAUGCCAUGAGGAAAAUUUUUUCCAUAAGAUUCGUGUUACUAAAAAUGACACCACUGCAGAGUAUCGUAGAGUUACAAGAUAUAAAUGAGUUAUAUACCCAAAAUUCAUAACCCAUUCGAAAUUAAUCUGAUAUGUAGUAUUUAAUGAAAUAUAGAAAUAAUUCUUUGAUUAAAAUUUUGUACCUAGUUCAACUGAACAUGUUUAAAGCAGCAGCAAUAUUUCUUUAUGCCUAAUGUUAAUAAUUUCUUCUUCUUAUAAACUAUACGUAAAAAUAAAUAAAACUAGCCAUUUAAUAAUAAAUAAAAUACGUACCUAACUAAAAAUGUGCAUUUAUGCCUAUUAAAAAAGCAGCUGGGUAAUGUCAAUUUUGAAAUAAAAUUUUACACGAUAAAAUUGUAAAAUAAAGAAUAUUUUGAGCUGUUGGUGGGGAAAUAGUUAUGUUCGCUUUUAUUUUUGUAUUGGGCUUCUUUUAAAUCUUAAAUAUACCCUGAAAGUCUUUUUGUGUCAAAUUCUACUUAUUUCUUGUAUUAUACUUAAAACAGUUAUUAUUAUACAUAUUUCUAAUUUGUAAUAAUUAGAUUAUUUGGUACUUAUCUAAAUGUAACUAAAACGGACCAUUUUGUAUAUAAAAGUUAGGAUAGGUAUCUCAAAAUCCUGACUUGAUAGAGCAAAAUAUGAACAAAACCUUGAUUACUACAGGGAGUGUCCUACAUAUGAUCUGGAUUCAUCAAAAUGGCCUGGUAAUAUACUGGGGGGGGGGCGAUUGGGGGGUGGUUUGUAUAGGAAUAUUUAAGGUUUUAAAAAUCCAUCCCAAAAUAAAAAUGCUCCAUUUAUCUCCACCAACGAUUUUGAGCUAUUGCUCAAUUUGUAGUGCGCAGGGCGUAGCUUGCUAGAUUUUACAAUUUUUGUCUGCUAAACAUUGUGAUUUUUAUGAAGUGAGAAAAUAUCUAGACAUAGAAAGAAUAUUUUGUAUUUAUUACUGUGUACGUUCUAAGAUUUAUUGUAUAUUAUUGUUACGGAAAUAGAUGAUUUCACUGAAAUAAAUUUUUCCCAUUUGAAAUUUCUUUUUUAAUUUCAUCUCUUCUUGGUAAAGGUACACGUUGAAGAUGCAAUAAACGACAAAAC
Psylliodes chrysocephalus is the source of this 3454-nucleotide messenger RNA. NCBI's taxonomy places the organism in Eukaryota, Metazoa, Arthropoda, Insecta, Coleoptera, Chrysomelidae. The record is from the annotation of a GenBank genome assembly.